AGUUUGAAGUAGGACGCUUGUCUAAAGUGUUUAAAAUCCGACAAUACAUAAACUAACAUUUAAACCACUUGACAGCCCGCCUUAUGCCUUUUAAUAUUAUCUUCAAAAGAUCUACCAUUAUGAAAACGAGAAAUAAACCUUGCCGUGGAUCAUUACGCGCAAUCAAGCAGUGGAAUUAGUUUUCAUUUACAGCGUGAACCUGUGAUUGGUUGGACGGAUGGUUACAGCUCACGCGAAAAAAAGGAACGAGCACUACCAUUAGCACACUUGCGCGUGCACGGUAGCAGACGAUAGUUUUUGAAAGGCAGACGAAAUAUUCUAGGAGACUGAGUGGAUCAUUUCUAUCAAUGAGUUGGAUUAAAUAAACAGCCAUGCUGCUAUAAACAUUAAGACAGCAACUUCAUAUCAAAGUUUGUUUUAAAAAGAGCCCUGGAAAUAAUGUGGAUAUACAUGUCUUAAAGUAUAGGAACAUGACAUCUGAAGGACGGUACAGAUAUAUUUUAAAUGUGGAUAAUAAUGUUUCGUUGAGGUCUAUAUUAACAAUUUGUCGACUCAGUGUCGUAAUAUAUGUCGUAUGCGCGCUGCCUUCGUGUGUGUGCGAGUGUCCGACCGGGGAUCGGGUAGAGCUGCGCGCGCAGGGCUGCUUUCGGGACUACAACCUCCAAAAAGCGUCCGUGGAUCGCAGCGACAGGCGUCUCUUCUCCGGAAUCGAUAUAGAAAUACUCAGAGCUUACUGCAGCACAUACAUCGCGUCGUACAACUGCGUGCACGAGUACCUGCGGGAGUGUCCGGACUCGCGCCCCAGAAUUCAGGCGGCCCUACUCGCCUAUGCGGACGCCCAGGAACUUACAGACCUGUGCCGCACACACAGACUCUAUGAACUGUACGCUCAACACAUGAACUGUUUCACGGACCGGGGUUCCAAGUCCGACUGGUGUUUUGACAAGGAGAUCAACAGUUCCGUCCAGUAUCUCAACCCCGUGUCUCAGGAGGAACUAUGCAGCCGGAUGAUUGCCGUGACGCGGUGUAUCGAGAAUAACAUCCGUCAGGGGUGCGGGGAGCAGGCGGCAGAGAUCGUCCACCUUCUCGUUAAGCCCGUCGUCCGCGGCAGCGGAAAUUGCAACUACCCUAUCUAUGAGCCAACGCAGCAUCCAACCAGGCGACCUGUUCCCAGGGUUACCAAGCAACCGCCGGAUCACGUGACGUCAUCGUCGUCAAGGCAACAGCCGAACUCUGCUACGUCAUCUUACUACAACAGACUUACCAUUUUACUUCCCAUAAUCUUAACAGUUUUACGGCAAAUAUAUACGUUAAUGCCUUCUUGACCCAAUACAAGAUGUGUUUAGUUCCUCUAUCAUAAUCAUAUUGAUUUGCGUGAUGUUCGAAUUUGGCGCAAUUCGAAUUUGGUGCCCAUCUGUUCAUUAGGCUACAUUUACAUGUAUACACCAAAACUUUCAGUAAAGUGCAAUGACUUUGUAACUGCAUAUCAAAAAUGCAGCGUACGAUGGUGUAGCUCAGUACUUUAAACUAUUUAUUCUAGAAUCUUCUGUGUUAGUAUGUCUCAGCUUUGUUUGCGAGGUGUUCUUUUUCUGUACGCAUGAGAAGCCAGAAUCAUACAUUAAACAUGUCCUUUUAAUGGUAAUAUUUCGAUGAUUUUAUUACCAAAAACGAUUGUGUAUCGCUCAAAAUACUUUUGAACAUUUAAAAGAUACUAUCAUUCUCAAUUUAGCCCUGCCUUUUUAUUGCUUUUACAAUGUAGCUGUAAUAAAAUUGCUUAUUAAGCAGAAUAAGGGAGCAUGUAUCAUUGUUUAAUAUGCAAGCUUAUGACAAGCCUUUGUUGCCUUAAAAUAUGAGCAAAAUAUCAAACAAUGUUGACAUUGUUAUGCAUAAGUGAUUUAUGUAAUUAUAAUUAAUUAUGAAAUAAAAUGUUAAGAAC
Molecule: messenger RNA, 1936 nt
Organism: Mya arenaria
Lineage: Eukaryota; Metazoa; Mollusca; Bivalvia; Myida; Myidae
Exons: 6
Coding region: 471-1325 (284 amino acids)
Source: RefSeq, a predicted model, not a curated record